Neomonachus schauinslandi (Hawaiian monk seal) is the source of this 2959-nucleotide messenger RNA. RefSeq names its product defective in cullin neddylation 1 domain containing 2 (gene DCUN1D2). The record is from RefSeq and is a predicted model, not a curated record. Gene Ontology annotation, molecular function: ubiquitin conjugating enzyme binding; cullin family protein binding; ubiquitin-like protein binding. Gene Ontology annotation, biological process: protein neddylation; positive regulation of ubiquitin-protein transferase activity. Gene Ontology annotation, cellular component: ubiquitin ligase complex. NCBI's taxonomy places the organism in Eukaryota, Metazoa, Chordata, Mammalia, Carnivora, Phocidae.
GUUCCGCGGGGGCGGACCUGUCGCGGUCCCCCGCUCUCCUUCCCGGGCGGGUGUCCCGGGCGCCGACGCCGAGGAAGAGGACAGCGCGCCGGGCCGGGCGCCUGCGCAGACGGCCGGAGCCGGCGAGAAGCUGGGGUGCGCCGCGGAGAAUGUUUUCAGAAGACCGUGCAGUCUUCUCGAGUAAUGAAGAACGGGGCGUGUUGUCCCGGGGUUCUGCAGUGAAGCUGACCCAGUGAGAAACAGCGAAGUCUGGCUGGAAUACCAGCGGUGGUCAUGGGACGCUGAAACAAAGCUCUGGGCCCGUGGUGUCGGCUUUCCUGCUGCUUCUGUGUCCCACGCGUACACGUAGGUCACCUCGGAAGAACACGGUCUCCAGUUUAUGGCACUUCCUCACUGUGGCCAAAGGAGUGCCGUCUGCUGUGUAACACAGGAUGAGGGGAAACUAGACGUGGCUGCAGGCGACUUCUUACCGAACCCAGACCUCCUCAAGGAGCCCAUGAGAAGCGCGGUGGACAAGAAGAAGCUGGAGCAGCUGUACGACAGCUACAGAGACCCACAAGAUGAAAAUAAAAUUGGAAUUGACGGGAUUCAACAGUUUUGUGAUGACUUAAACCUAGAUCCUGCCAGCGUCAGCGUUUUGGUUAUAGCAUGGAAAUUCAGGGCAGCGACGCAAUGUGAAUUUAGCAAAAAGGAAUUUGUAGAUGGCAUGACAGAGCUGGGGUGUGACAGCACAGAGAAGCUGAGAGCCCUUCUGCCGAGACUGGAGCAGGAACUGAAGGACACGGUGAAGUUUAAGGAUUUUUAUCAGUUUACCUUUACCUUCGCUAAGAACCCCGGGCAGAAGGGUUUAGAUUUAGAAAUGGCUGUUGCAUACUGGAAUUUAGUAUUAUCUGGAAGGUUUAAAUUUUUAGAUCUUUGGAAUACCUUCUUACUGGAGCAUCACAAAAGAUCAAUCCCAAGGGACACUUGGAACCUUCUGCUAGAUUUUGGAAAUAUGAUUGCAGAUGAUAUGUCUAACUAUGACGAAGAAGGAGCAUGGCCUGUUCUCAUAGAUGAUUUCGUGGAGUACGCGCGGCCGGUCGUCACGGGCACUAAGCGCAGCCCUUUCUAGGCAGAAAAGUCAGAUGCUGAGAGGAAGGGCCUCCUGCAAGGGGAUGCUCGGUCGGUCACUGUGCCUCUGUCGCUGGCCCUGGCAGUCGCCCUCAGCCAGCCGGGCGCUGGAAUGACCUCCCCCUGCUACAGAAAGGGCUGAGUUGGACGCCGGAAGGAGCUCCUCAGAAGACACUGCUUCGGGAUGCCUGGGGGUGGCUAUUACUUUAGAUUUCUGCUUGAUUUUUAUUAUACUUGUGACAAAGUAACGCAGAGCAUGCCGUUUAAUUCAUGAUGUACGGUGAUUGCCAGCAGUGACCACAGCUCCUGCCGGGGCACCUUGUAAUUCCGCUUAAAAAACAGUCUUUGUGUCCUCGGCAGGACGCUGUGUUUGUCUGCAAGUCAAAGCUGGUAUCCUUAUGCCCUCCAGAACAUCUGACGCGGAUUCGAACAUUUGAUAAACUUGUGCCAGGAAUUCGAGGUUUCUAUUUUCUGAAUUAUCAAAUACCUAGAUUUAUUAGAUCCAUUUUUAAUUCCCUGUUGAUGUUCACGUGAAAGUCAUUCCGUGGUUCUCGGUGGAGGUGGUUUGCGAGGUGAUGGCACGUGUGGGCUGUGACCCCAGGGGCGUUAUUGCAAACUGAUGACAAGUCGCGGGUCUUUUCCUUCCAAUGUCAUUUGAAUGAGCUUCCUAAAAAAUUUUGUAAAGUAUGUUUUUUUAAAAAAUGUAUUUUAUUACAUUUAAAAGGACAUUUUUCCAUGCAAAGUAUUUCUUUUACAAGCAAAGGGUUACAGAUUUAAAAGCCAUGUGAGUUGGUUCCUUCCAGCAUCUGAGAGGCCUGUCGCCCGCCCUCCGGCUGUGUGCAUGGUUGCAUACAUCUCGUUGCCCAAAACACCCGCGGGAAAACCUUCACCUCGUUUCCACCUGAAGCCCAUGCUCGUCACGUUGCUGUCGGAUUCUUCCAGUGUUUGCUAGCUGCAGAGGACCGUCCAGCGAGGCCCAGAACCUGCCCUCCGAGCAUGGGAGGCAAGUGUUCUUCACCUGCGAUGCCACCUGCUUUCCGUCUGGAAAAAGCUGCGUGUUCUAAAAAGCACCGUGUGGACCCUACCUCAUGCAUGAAAAGAUCUUCAUGUCACAAGUGUGCCUGCUGCCGGCCCGCAGCCCUGUGUAUGAGACAAGACGAGUUGGGGUCACUUCACGGGAGAGAGGAAGCUCGCUUUGGAUUUUCUGUACAUGGACAGUGUGCCUGAAAUGUGUGCUUGAGUUGACUUUCACAAACGUGGUUCUGAGUUUCCGGAAGCAUCCGUGCCCAAUGGGGGGGUUUUUGCAUACUUGCUGUGUGUGAACUAUGUAUGCUUUUGGAAAGGAGUCUUUCAAAGAGACAGCAGGCUGUGGAGGGCAGGAAAGGGGGCCUGAGGCUGGGACACCACGGUCGGGGCUGGGGCGGCCCCAGCCCGCUCUCCUGGGCCUGUGCUUCCACGGCCGCAAAGGGACAAACAAGGCUGUCUCCGCCUGCGAGCCUGGGGUUCUAAGAGAGCGCUUACUUUGUAGAAUAAAAACCUCCACAAUUUUAGCACAUCCUUCGCGGCCUCGUGGCUUCCUGCCAUGGAAGUGUUCUGCUCAGACAAGGCUGCGGAGCUUGGGUAAUCUCCCACAAAUCCUGGAGGUCUGUAGCACCUGUUCGUUCUUAAGAUUCAGAGUUACAGCAGGGGAGGCUCCGUGCAGCUGUUUAUCAAUAGAUAACAGAACCUUAGUGGUUGGACAAAGGCUCUUCAAAAAACCGUGGGUUUCUUUUUCUUCUCUUCUGUAUAUUUAAGGCAUGCAUGCUAUGAAAGUGCUAAGAGCUUCGGAAACAUCAAAAUAAAUUAUUUU